Molecule: messenger RNA, 7025 nt
Organism: Amphiprion ocellaris (clown anemonefish)
Lineage: Eukaryota; Metazoa; Chordata; Actinopteri; Pomacentridae
Product: serine/threonine-protein kinase pdik1l
Exons: 3
Coding region: 73-1134 (353 amino acids)
Biological process (GO): protein autophosphorylation; autophagy; positive regulation of autophagy
Cellular component (GO): autophagosome; cytoplasm
Molecular function (GO): ATP binding; protein serine/threonine kinase activity
Source: RefSeq, a predicted model, not a curated record
CUCGUCGGUGUGACUGUGGAGCAGAACGUGUGCGGCGGUAAUGGCUGCCAGGGAGAGUGAGGAAGACAACAAAUGAACCCUGAGAAGCGAUUCAAAGUGAGGACUAGGAUGGUAAGCAGUCAGCCGAAGUACGAGCUGAUCCAGGAGGUGGGGCGUGGCAGUUACGGCGUGGUGUAUGAAGCAGUUGUGAAGCGCACAGGAGCACGGGUGGCAGUGAAGAAGAUCCGCUGCCACUCUCCAGAGAAUGUGGAGCUGGCCCUGCGGGAGUUCUGGGCCCUGAGCAGCAUCCAGAGUCAGCACCCAAAUGUCAUCCACCUGGAGGAGUGUAUUCUGCAGCGGGAUCAGCUGGCCCAGAGGAUGAGCCAUGGUUCCAGUUCCCCGCUCUAUCUUGAGCUGGUGGAGACAUCUCUGAAGGGUGAGAUCACCUUCGACCCAUGCUGUGCCUACUACUUGUGGUUCGUCAUGGACUUCUGUGAUGGAGGCGACAUGAACGCCUACCUGCUGUCCCGUAAGCCCAGCCGCAAGACCAACACCAGCUUCAUGCUGCAGCUGGGCAGCGCCCUGGCCUUCCUGCACCGUAACCAGAUCAUUCACCGUGACCUCAAACCAGACAACAUCCUCAUCUCCCAGGCUUGUACGCCAGCCGGCUCAUCUGAGCCCACUCUCAAAGUAGCCGACUUCGGCUUAAGCAAGGUCUGCUCAACUUCUGGUCUCAACUCCGAGGAACCGGCCAGCGUUAACAAGUGCUUCCUGUCCACAGCUUGUGGGACAGACUUCUACAUGGCCCCGGAGGUCUGGGAAGGCCACUACACGGCCAAGGCAGAUAUAUUCGCCCUGGGGGUGAUAAUCUGGGCCAUGGUUGAGCGCAUCACUUUUGUUGAUGUGGAGACUCAGAAGGAGCUGCUGGGAAGCUACGUGCAGCAGGGCUCAGAGAUUGUACCAUUAGGGGAGGCCCUGUUAGAAAACCCAAAGAUGGAGCUGCUGAUCCCCGCCAGGAAAAAGAGCAUGAACAGCCACAUGAAGCAGCUGAUCAGGGAGAUGCUGUCGGCCAACCCUCAGGAACGGCCUGACGCCUUUGAACUGGAGCUCAGACUGGUCCGUAUCGCUUGCAGAGAGCUGGACUGGGACACGUGAUGGAUGAGCAAGCAGCACCACAGACUCAGCCCAUCAAGCACAUGUACACAUCUCAUUAGCUACUGUUAUCCCAGAGGGUCACAUAAUGGGGGAUUAUUGUUUUUAACUAGGGAACAAUAACUAGAAUAGUCAUUGUUUGUAUUGUGGCUUAGACUUCAUCCACUGUCCAAGCACAUAUGGUCUUCUACUUGCUGUGCUCUUUAUAUUGAAGGGGAGAGAUGUGACACCCACCACUGCUGCUGCUCCGAACUGCAGUUUAGUCUCAGGCUAAUCACAUCACAGCUUCCACUUCCUCCAUACACAAUCACUCGAGCGUGAUGGAAGAGCAAAAAGACCACAAAAGUCCUGCAUUCAAUUAGAAGGGAAAGUCAGAGUGACAGCCAAACAACUUGUCUCCAAAUACCAUCUUGAACUCGGUGCUAAUUGUUACUAAAUGCAAUAUGAGACAUUAUCCUGUGAUUUCUACUGCAUACAUUUAUCCAAAGGGCCAAUAUUAAAACCCAGUCACCUCAGUGUGUGGAAUGUUUUGUGGCUUUGGCAGAACCUGAUGCAAAAACUCAUUUCAGCCUGGUCUUUACCACCAGCAUUAAUAUUUACAAUAUUUGCAUCAAGAUUUGAAUCUAUUUUGGCAUAAAUUGCAGAUAUGCCCUGAAUGCUCAGGUAAUAAAAACAGCAUGAUGGUAUUUGUAGACAAGUGUCUACUGUCAAGGUCUAUUUUGCUCUGUUGUCUUAAAGAAGGAAUAAUACCAAACUUUGGUGCUUGAAGGUAACUUUUUUUUCUCCCCCCCCCCUCUUGUCCAGCUUUAUUUGCUGUGUAGUGGAGGGGAUUUUUAUCAGCACAUGUCCAGCCAGCAGGUUCUUGUGGUCGUUAUUAUCCACUCUCUGUUUACUGCAAAUUUCAAGAUAAUUCGAAUGGUCCCAGAGAAACCCCUAACCAGUUGACCAGAAUGUAUAGCGAUCAAGAGCGGUAACUUAUUUAUAUAGAGCCUUAAACACAAAACACUUAAUUUUACCAACCUCACAGUCAGUAAGGCAGAGAGGCUAAAAGGUCAUUCAGGUUUAUUACAAGUUGGUUUUCAUUUUCAUAGUUGUCACUGUGUUCGUCAAAGCCCCUUUCAGACAUGGACACGUAACAUUUCUGCGUCAAAUCCUAACGUGAGUCCAAACAAGGGGAAAUUUUACAUCAAUGUGCCUUCUGGCUGUAUUCAGACCUGACAGAUUGUUACAGAAGGAGCAUCUAACACCCAAGACUAGACAAUACAGAUAGUUAGAUACACUGUAUGAGACCCUUACAGUGUAGUAAUACUUCCUGGUUAUCCUGAUUGGCCUUGGUAUGACAGACAGCUAGGAAAAUGUCAUUAUAUCAUGAUGGGUGCAAGCCUCCCUAUCAGUGUUAGGGAUGGAACUAACAAAUACUUUCAUUUUUGAUUAAGCUAUUGAUUUUUCUCUCAAAUCAGUGAUUCGUUUUUGAUAUAUAUAAUUUCUGAAGAUCCUGAUAAACAUUACUAUUUCUCACAGCCCAGGAUGAUAUCCUCCAAUUUCUUGUCCACAUUCCAGACAUGUUCUAUUUCCAGUUGUAGUGAAGGAAAGAAACACAAUAAUACUUAAAUCAGUUAAUCCAUUAUCCAAAUAACUGAUCAAUUUAAUAGUUGACAACUUAUCAGUGAAUUACUGCAGCUCUUCUAAGUGUGACUGCACUAAUUCAGACUGGUUUCAUGUUGAAAGGGAUAUGACAAUGUUACUAGGUUUUAUCUAGUAUGGGUGCCCAGUAGGGUAGGACCCAAAUAUCGGAAUAUUCGGUCAUUGUGGUGGUAUCUGAAUGGUAAUUUUGAGAUCCAAAUACUUGGAUCUCUUUCCCCGAAUAAUUGGACCCGAAUAUCCGGAGCCCAGAAAUUGCUAUUCGGAUCAGCCCUAGUGCCCAGUGCAGGGUGUUUAUACUGAUCUGAGAUUAGCAAGGUUUGUAGUGGUAGCAGUGGCAGAUUUACCACUCUGUUUGGCAUUUCAUUUCAAACAAAACACACAAAACCAGCUUUGGAUUUUUAGCAUGUAUUCUUCAGUUAUGCAGGCUAAAAUGAUAGCUGUCACAGUGUCUGCUGUGCGGGUUUAGUGUUCUCAGGUUUCAGCGAUUAUUGUGGUGACACUGCGUUAUCAUAUCCAGUAGAAAAACUAUUACUCACAAACUAUGAAAAUGCAACUGAAGUUGUAAUAAAUCUGAAUGAUCCUAUAAUAAGAAAAUCCAAUCAAGCGAGCGCACUACAACAAAGCAGUCUGGGACUUUGUGGAGUGACUCCCUCACACGCGGCAAACAAAUCUACUCUUCAGAGAAAUCCCUGAGUUGCUUAAAAAUCUAUUUAAUUAUGUGAAGUUGGAGCUGCUGGUCUUAUAAGAGCAGUGGCAUGAAUAUUCACACGCGAGUCCGUUCAGACCUGAAUGUGUAAAAGGGGAGAGGAAUUCAGUGAAAGCACUUUUAUUUAGUUGUUUGUAUUUAUUCCUCCCAACUACCUACUGCAUUAUAUGUUGAAGCUCUGUGAGGCUGAAUUGGGUGCGAUAACCGUGUUGGUAUUUGUUUACCAGGCUGAGCACAAUGUCAGCCAGCGGUCCUUACUUAUGCAUGCAGUACCUCUCACCUUCAGGGAAGAAGUGAGAGAAGACAUCAGCACACGCCAUCCUCUACGAGCCAGAGGAACUCUGCUUUUGCUGUUUUCUUUGACACAUAAUACUGUUGUGUUUAACUUGAUCUCCUCUCACUGUGUCACUGCUCCUCGUUUCCUUUGGCUCUGGAUCUUACAGUAAUCCCUUUCUUCAUGCUUCCAACAGGCUAAUUCUAAGCCUAUUAAGUUGUUGCAGCACUUGGCAGAGGAUCAUGCUCGGGACCCCUUUUGCCUUUCAGGUCAUACAUAAUGUGUGCACUUUUACAAAUUUUUACAAGAACCCAAUAAAAACCAAACAAUCUUGGCUGCUUCUCUGCUCUCAGACUGGCAGAAAAUCAAAUUUCGCUUGACUUGUUGCCAACAUUUAUCUGCGAGAUGGCCUUUAAUUCCCCCUGUAGCUGUAAUAGUUUGAUUUCCUGUCAUAAUGCAAUUGAGAUUUGCCUUUAUUUUUCUUUUUUGACACUAGAGUGGCCUCACUGAUAUUGCACUCAAACACAGAAUUGGCAGAAGCUGUGGUUGAGCUGCACAGCAUUUGAUGAACCCGCUGUGCUUUGGUAGGAAUAGCAAUACCACAAAAUCAGUAUUAUGACGUCUGUCUUCACUGCAGGACUUCUCGCGCUGCUUCGGACAAUGUUGCUUCAAGAAUGUCGUUGCUUUCUGUACACGAGCAGCAAAGUUUGGACUCAAAGUAGGUCACCCAUAUCCUCGGAGCUCUACGCAGAGCAGAGGAUGAUGGGUAGAGUCAUUUCCGGCCAGAGCUCUUGCUUCUACCCUUCUAGACAAGAGGGAGAGGAGGAGGAGGAGGAAGGCACUUGGCUUCCUGUGAGGUUUGAGACGUUUGCCAAACAAAUGGUAGGUUAGGAGUAUAGAGAUUUCACUCUCUGAUUUGUUGUAUUAAAUUCCUUUGCACAUGUGUAAAUACUGUAUAGGAUCAACAGGGGACAAACAAGGCUGAUGUACAUUUGACUGGAUGUGCUCUGUUUUCAAGAGCCUGAUUGUUUGACAUGUAAAUUGCUGUGAUGGCUUUAGUUUUUUCAGCUCUCGAUUCAGCAUCAGUUUCCUUCAGUCACUGAAAAGAUGUGAUAUACUUACAGGCUAAUACAGUUGGUGUGCUAGUGAUAAUUGUAUGUUUGUCAUUGGCCUGUUGUUUGUGAUUUUGUGUAAGCAAAAGCUGGUAUACAACGUGGGUCAACUCCAAUUUGUCUGGUAGCAGAGCUAUCUGAAAAUGGAACAGUUUCCUAUGGAAUAUUUGGUCAUCAGUCAAAUUCACCACUUCACACAGCCCUGAUUCAGCACCAUCAUAUAAUGUACCAGUGUAAUACUUUGUUUUCUCCUGGAACUCGGGCAUGUCAGUCACUGAGUUGCGCCUGAAAACCAGAUGGUGGCAAAUUUCAAAAACAAAAAAACAUAAGUGUGCUCAGUGCUGCCAGCAAAUAAGUCACGGUAUGCCAUUUCCAUACAAGUACUCUGCCCAUCAUAGGAUAUAGAUGGUAAAGAUAAUAAAGGUUUCUAUGUUAGUAACUAGAAAGCAUUCACCUACAACAUGCAUGUCACAAUGGAGGUAAGGUUAGAGUUUGCUGUGUUUUUCAGUCAUCUAUGUCUUGUAUCUGACAGAACAGAUAAGCUGCUAUUUUAAUCAAACCAACUGUCUGCUCGUGCUUUACUUGCGCAAUACACCCAUUAAUGUAUAAUAUGUAAUAAUGUGUAGAAAGUUAUUGUCAUAUGGAACUACAGACAUCAGGUGUUGGUCUCGGUGUACUUCCAAAACGUUGAUGAGCUGUAGCUCAGUACUGCUCCUGAACGCCUCCAAUGUACCGCUUGUUAAGUCUGUCUCCUUAACAUUCACUGGCCUGAAUAUAGGCUGAGUGAAAAUUCUGCUGCUGUUUUUAAAUGGUGUCACUCCAUACUAAAUCAGAUUUGACAGAUUUGCAUCAUUUGAAAGCCCACAGACUCAUGUUGUAACCCAUUUUAAGCUACCAGUUUUGCAGCAACUUUGUUACAGCAAAACACUAGUGUUUUUUUUGUUUGUUUUUUAACUUCUGGCAUUUUAGACACAAAAUGCUUCCCAACUUUUAGUAUUUUUUUUAUUUUUUUUUUUAAAGAAAAGGAUGAUUGUUAACAUUUGGCAUAUACAAGUUCUUGUGAUUAGGAUGUCUCCAGUAUGACACACUUUUUAAAGUGUGUGUAACAUAGAAUAAGUAUAUUCAUGUAAUCAAUCCAAAUAUGUAUUACAGACUGGUGUCAGAUUAAAGGAAAACCCUAAACCCUUGCUCUGUACAGUGACGGCAGCUCGUGGCUCUGUUACGCUGUGGGGGACAUUUUGCUGACAUGGUUCCCUUCGAGAUAAGAGCCAGUGCUCAUUUGUACAAAAUAGUUCUGAGUGAUCACCGUCACCUACGAUGAGACAUUUCCAUCCUGACGGGAGUGGUCUCUUUCAGGCACAAGGGGUCACUGAUUGGUCAAAACACCAAAUGAGGGAAUACCUUUGGUUUGAUCAAUCAAUUCCAAGGAGCACUGAAGCUGAUGUGGUGGCCCAUCACCUUAUUAAGACACUUCAUGUUGGUUUUUCCUUUCAUUUGUCAGCUGUCUGUAUAUACACUUAAUUUCUGCUUGUAGUGGAUACAAUUGCACCACAAUGCGUUGCUCAGAGGAAAUGGAGGAGCUACUCGGAGCUAUAACACAUUAGAAUCAGUAGCCUGAAACAUUUUACACAAUAACUGUAUUACUUCUUCGGAAUGUAAGUGCGAGUCUAAUGCAGCAAAAAGACAUGGCUUUGAGACAUGGUUCAUGUAUAAUAUGGUGGUGCAUUUUGAUAUGUUACACUAACUGGCAUUUGACCAGUUUGUUUUGUAGUAGCUGUAAUGGAAGAGCUGUUUCUUGCUGUGGCAUAAAUCAUUGUUUUCACUUGCUAGACAUUCAGUUUGUCUUUUUAACCAGUCUUCUUUCUCAAAGCCAGUUUUAUGCGCUGCUCAGUGACUGAAAUGUUGGUACUGUGGGUCCUGGAUCAGGGCUACACUUCACAUGUCCUGUGUCAGAUGAAGAACACAUUUGGAAUCAUGUCGAAUAACACAUCUGAGCUCACAGCCAGGCAAACUUCUGCUCUCACACUUUUAUAUGAACAAUUUUUGCUCUGUCAUUGUACGAUAUUUUGAAGAGAUUAAAUGAAGUUUAUCAGACGUGGAGUGAACACCUGUCAAUCACUGUUGAAUUGAUGGAAUUUUAAUAAAAUAUUUUGAAAAA